UUGGAUGUCAGUGGGUCUCACAGGAGCAAAGCAAGUACCUCCAGAAGGAAAGAUCCUGUGUAUGACAGUGCUAAGGAUAGAUCUACAAGAUACUCGGUCCCUAGUCAUGCUUACAGUGAAUCUCAUAGUUCAAAGAAGAAAGCUGCUUAUUCCCAUAAAGAUUUAUUGAGUGGAAUUUACUAUGAUCAAAGAAAUUAUAGCAGCCUUAGAUAUAGUAAACCAGUUUCUUCCUACCAUACUCGGUCUUCUUCUCUAUACAGUGAUCCAGUGGCAACAACUAGGAGUUACAGGGUGUCUCCUUCUGUAAACACUGGUUUGAUAAGAAGUAUCAGUUUGGCAUCUUUGUGUGGUGAUGGAUUACGUAGCUCAUAUAGUUCUCGCACUCCAUCGGAAUACAGUUAUUCUUCAAGAGCAAGCUCAAUUCGAAGUAGUCCUGUGUCCUCUGAUUUUUCUGAUCAAAGUGAAACUGCUGCUGACUAUUUUAGUCGUUCCAACCGCAGGGGAAGCAUUGUUUCCGAUGCAGAUGAUGUUCAAGGUUUGAAUAGUCUCGAAGAAAAGAGUGAAAAAUCACAUUCAGAAAUAUUUUCAAGGCCAUCAUCUCGCAAUUCCAUAAGUGCAACUCCUCUGAGUGGCAACUCAUCUAGGAGAGGAAGUGGAGACACAAGCAGUUUGGUGGAUCCUGAUGCCUCCCUCAGUGAAUUACGGGAUAUCUAUGAUCUUAAGGACCAGAUACACGAUGUAGAAGGGAGAUACAUGCAGGGACUUAAGGAACUAAAGGAUUCACUAGCUGAAGUGGAAGAGAAGUACAAGAAAGCUAUGGUUUCCAAUGCUCAACUAGACAAUGAGAAAAACAACUUGGUUUACCAAGUGGAUACUCUAAAGGAUGUCAUUGAGGAGAAAGAAGAACAGAUAGCAGAGUUCUAUAGGGAGAAUGAAGAGAAGUCAAAGGAAUUGGAAAGACAGAAACACACGUGCAGUGUUCUACAGCAUAAGUUGGAUGAACUUAAAGAGGGCCUUCGACAGAGAGACGAGUUGAUAGAGGAGAAUCAACGCAUGCAGCAGAGUUUAGACUCCAUAACCAAAGAGGUGUUUGAUCUGCAGGAGACAAUUAAUUGGAAAGAUAAAAAAAUAGGGGCCCUAGAAAGACAGAAAGAUUACUUUGACUGCAUUAAGAAUGAGCGAGAUGAGCUCAGAGAGGAGUUGGCUGACCUGAAGGAAACAAUGACGAGAGGAGAGAAACAUGGAUUAGUUAUAAUUCCAGAUGGCACACCAAAUGGCGAUGUAAACCAUGAAUCAGUGGUUGGUGCAAUAACAGUUGUAUCACAGGAAGCUGCUCAAGUCUUGGAAUCUGCAGGAGAAGGACCACUAGAUGUACGGCUACGAAAACUGGCUGGAGAAAAGGAGGAAUUAUUGUCCCAGGUUAGAAAACUGAAGAUGCAGUUGGAAGAAGAACGACAGAAAUACUCUAAAAGCGACGGCAUGAAUCCAGAUAUGAUUGGCUUAGAGAACGGUUCUGACUUGCAGCUCAUUGAAAUGCAGAGAGAUGCCAACAGACAAAUUAGUGAAUACAAAUUUAAGCUUUCGAAAGCCGAGCAAGAUAUGACUACCUUGGAACAAAAUAUUGGACGACUUGAGGGGCAGGUUGCAAGGUAUAAAAAUGCAGCAGAAAAUGCAGAAAAAGUAGAAGAUGAACUCAAAGCUGAAAAGAGGAAGCUUCAGCGAGAGUUAAGAACAGCACUGGAUAAGAUAGAAGAGAUGGAGAUGACCAAUAGCCACUUAAUGAAAAGGCUGGAGAAGAUGAAGGCAAAUAGGACUGCGCUUUUAUCUCAACAGUGAAGUGGAAGUUCAAAAUAUGAUGCACUGCUCCUUGAAUAACUAGCCCCUAGUUUUUAAAUACAGACUUUCAUUGGCAUGAACUAUUUGAACACUGAGCUGUUCAUUGGUGUUUCAGUUUCAGAAUUAAAAUACGUAUUUCUUUUUGUAACUUAUGAGAGAAUGAAAUACAGUUUGAAUUCCCAUUUGAAUGACAGCAAUUUUUUCUGUAGUGUUUGAUUCUAGGGUCAGAGCUGGAGCACAAUGCUGGAUGUUUGACUUAGCGAUAGAAAAAGUUUUUACAACUGUGGAAUCAAGUUUACUCACGAUCUCUUUUGGCUGCUUUAAUGAUGCUUGAUGCUCCGAGACAACUGCAUGAAUUCAAGAAGACACUGUAUACUGUAUCGUAAACUAACAUAUAUUUGCUCAAGACAUCACACAGCACAAGUGCCUUUUAUCUGGUGCAAUUUAGACUUCAUUGUUGAAAUAACUUUGAAAUCAGAUAACAUUUUAUUUUAGGAUACAUUUGGGGUAUUCACUAAACUUUAUACAUUUUGAAAAUACAUUUUUGUAAAAUAUUUAAAUUUAUAAGGAAAAAAAUAGGGACUGUAUAUAAAAAAAUCUGCUUUUUUUGCAUGGGCACAUCUGAAUUCUAGGUAAUUUUGUCAAAUAUUAGCCCCUGAUACUCUUAGUAUUAAGAGUGCAGAUUUAAAAACUUCUGUUGUACACCAUCAAAUUAUAUGUCAUCUGCUGCUUAAGUGUGAAUUGAAAUUUUUAGGGUGGGAGGUAGGGGUGGGAGAUUUGGCUAAGGAGUUUAUUAAAUGGACACUU
This is a messenger RNA of Antrostomus carolinensis (chuck-will's-widow), 2643 nucleotides long. RefSeq names its product LRR binding FLII interacting protein 2 (gene LRRFIP2). The record is from RefSeq and is a predicted model, not a curated record. The annotation marks the transcript as partial. The transcript is spliced from 22 exons. Lineage: Eukaryota; Metazoa; Chordata; Aves; Caprimulgiformes; Caprimulgidae. Gene Ontology annotation, biological process: regulation of DNA-templated transcription.